Messenger RNA from Teleopsis dalmanni, 6049 nucleotides. RefSeq names its product mucin-5AC (gene wry). The record is from RefSeq and is a predicted model, not a curated record. Gene Ontology annotation, molecular function: calcium ion binding. Gene Ontology annotation, cellular component: protein-containing complex; plasma membrane. The transcript is spliced from 12 exons. Gene Ontology annotation, biological process: establishment or maintenance of epithelial cell apical/basal polarity; heterophilic cell-cell adhesion. Bases 455 to 5590 code for a protein of 1711 amino acids. NCBI's taxonomy places the organism in Eukaryota, Metazoa, Arthropoda, Insecta, Diptera, Diopsidae.
AGUAGCGGAGUUUCUUUCAUACAAAUCGGACGAGCAGGACUCAUACCCAAUUCCAGUCGACAAGUGAACAUAAAUAAAUAUGUUAAUGAGUUUAAUUUGUUUUUGAAAUAUGCGACGUGUUUGAAAUGUGCUUGAAAUUUUCGAUUAAAAAACUGAAACUAAAUAAUUUUUUUUUUUAAUAUUCGAAUUGAUAUAGCAGAGUUGAAGUGCAUUGCAAUACACUGUAAAAAAUAAAUUGAAGUUAAAUUGCAUAAUAAAACUAAAAUCGCAAUGCCAAACUGUGCGAUGCAAUUGCGAUAUAUUGUAUUAGAUGCAUAAUAGGUGUAUAAUAACAAAAAACAGUAGCAGCAAUUUCGUAAAAAGGCAACUUAGCAAUUAAAUCGGAAAAACAAAUCAAAAAAAAAAGCUAAGAGAAACAACAGAAACUUUAUUAUAGAAAAUUGGCUGAACUAAAAUGAAAAAAAUCUGCAUAUUAACAUUUGUGACUGCAGCAAUUUUGGUGUUUGGUCACUCAAAUGUUGAAGCUGAAACAACAAAUUUUCACACAACCCCCGGGCCAAAGUGGUCAGCUAAUGUAGAUACAGCAAAAGCAACAGUAACAACAACGGCAGGAACAACAACAGCAACAACAGAACGAUUUUCAAAUACGCCUUCAACGAUAACUAAUGUCGCGUACGUAGAAACCGAAACCGAAACUGAUGCAGUUGCUGCUGGUGAAGUUAAUACUAAAAGCCAAACCGAAACACCAGCAACAGCAACAGCAACAACAAUAACGGCAACAAUGACAACAGCAACAACUGCUACAACUACACCAAUAAGACCUGAUCAGCAAAGCAGAACGAUGCCAGUGCUGGCAACGGUGCCAACAUUAGCGAAAACAAAGACAACAGAAUUGAUAGUGGAAAAUACAACAAAAUCCAGCACCAGUUCAGCUGGCAGCACACGUACGGAAGUGCCAAAUCAAGUCAGUAAAAAGGGCGGAUAUGAGGUACUCACACCAACACAAAGCGAAACUGCUAAGACCCAGAAAAAUAAUAUCCGCGCAACAAUGGGGAUUAACAAGCCGGGUGCGGUGGCACAAAGUGAUUUGCACCACACAAAUGAACAGUUUGAAAUAGAAAUUGCUGGUAGCGCAGAAACAACAGAACCAAUAGAGCCAACAGCAGCAACAGCAACACCAACACCAACGCCAACAUCAGCACCACAAGUAACAGCAACAGCAACAGCAACAGCGAAUUUAAUGAUAAAUCAGCAGACAACUAGUGAAACGGAAAUGCAGACACAGCAAAGUAAUAAUAGAAAGUUGGCAGCUGUAUUAGCUGAGAAUGUUGCAGAUGCGGUGGCGAAACAGUCCCUGGAGUCGCCGGAGAUACACACCGGCACUUUAAGGACAUUGAAUAAUGAUAUACAUACUGAAGGUAAGCUUGGCAAUGGCUUGUAUCGCAUUAAACUGGCUGAAAUUGUAACUGAUGAGUUCAAUGGGCUAACAGCGACGACAACUGCUUCAGCUGAAGCUUCAGCGGCAACGACAACAGCUUCUUCAAUGGAUGCAACGACAACAAUUGGAACUGAAACUACAACUAUGGAAACAACAGUUACGCCUGAGUUUACUACUACAAGCUUUGUACAGCAACUCGAAUAUGAAGUUGAUGAAAAUACUCCCGGCGACGAAUCCAACAACAAUGACCACUACAGCAGCUAUGCAAAAAGGAAUAGAAACAAUGCUCCAAGUAAGCUAAACAUAAUCGAUUUGUUUCCAAUGAAAAUUGAGGAUUUUAAUCCAAUUAUACGUGAUUCGAAUAAAAAACUAGUAGAAGAGCGCACAGGCUACACACAGCACCAUAACUCCAUUGACAUGGAGGAACAACAACAAAAUCUGUUGCCAAAUGAAGUGGAACUGCGACAAGAAAAAACAACAUCUACUAGUCGGUCCGAUAGUGUUGACAGUGCACAACUCAAUCGAUAUGCACCGGCAUUGUUAAAUAGAGAUUCGAUAAGUGACUUUACAGGAAAAGUGUUGGCCGAAAAGGAUGGUGUUAUUACGGAAAUCGAGCAGAAGUUCCGUUUGAAUGAAUUUGUGGGAACAGAAGCCAGCGUUGCUACAGCCACUGGCACUGGUACAGCGAGAGUUGGUAACUCUACUCCAAAUCCAAAUCCAAUAGCAAAUCCUACUUCAGCUACUCAGCCACAUCUUGAACCGCAAUUUCGACCAGCUGUAUCUGUCGAGCAACUCAAUGUAAAACACGGUAAAUUCAGUUUUAACAUGAAUCACCGAAGUGGCGCUUUCGCUGGUCACGAAUUCAUUGAUCGGCGAGUUAAGAAAAGUUUUGAACUUCCAAUGCACCGAGUUGCCAGUGACGUCAUGUCAAUGCCUCACAUUGAUUUUGCCAAUACAAAAUUCAACACCGACACACACAGGCAACCAGCGACUCACGAAAGAAGUUCCAGUGCAACAAGCAGUGCGGCUGACAAAACAACAUUCAAUAUCGCAACGGGCGCACAUCCAGAAUUUUCCACAACAAAAUUUUACAAUAGCAAAGAAUUAUAUAAUGAAAUGUUGCUACACAACAAACAGAAUAAGUUGAAAGCAACAGAUGCAAAUGAGUUACCUGCAGUAGCAACAGCGAGCACUCUCAGCAACAACAAUAGCAAUGUUGGUGUUAAUAAAGCCGCCGGCGCUGGCAUCGACAUCGACAUCGUCGCUAAGAGCACUGGUCUUAAUGGCAAUAAAAGAAACAUUGGCGUAUUGACUACUAAUAAAAAUAGUGUUCGUCCAAGUAGCAGUGCUGGCAGCAGAUUUAUAGUUUCACAUAUACCAAAGUUGCAGCUUUCUAAGGAUGGGCAUCGCGCUAUUGACCAAGCAACCAUAAUCACAGCAAAUGCCGCAAGCACAACAAGCUCACCAAUUAAGAGAGUAACUUUAAAGCCCACAACGACAAUAAUCUCCACAACAAAAGCAACCCAACCCGUAACUGCAACUCGAACUAUCCAUACGGCACCAAAAAACGAACAAACAACGAUAGACAUAAAGUCUGAAAAUGUUGAUGAAGUUGAAGAGCUGACAGCCAUGAAAACGGAAGAAACAUCAGGAGCUGCUUUAUCAAUGGCAGCCGAUGUGCCAAAACUUAGAAAAUUCCAAAAGGAACUACAACGUGCCAAACUCAUGCUAAAAACAAUACGAUCAAAUAGUGGCAUAAUAACAGCACAGCCAGCAAUAGCAACAGCGAGAGCAACAACAAUGACAACAGCUCCAACAAUUAUAGCCACUAAAUUGCAGCAGUCAACAGUUGCUGCCACAAAGGCUUCAACUUUCAACCAAGCCCACUUGCCUGCAGGCUUAACAGCAAAAAAUAUUUACAAAAGCGUAAAUUUAACACAAACUGAUCAAAUUUUAAGUAAUAGUAAAGCAAAAUCAGCUACUACAACAACAGCAACAGCUACAGCAACAGCAGCAACAACAACAAGUACAGGAACAACAUUUGAUGCUGCUGUUGACAAUGUGUCUGGAAAAGUUUCUUUUGGAAAUUUGAAACUUGCUACAAACACAAAUAAGCCAAAUGCCAAAACAACGCAAGCAGCAGAUUUACCAAAACCAACUACACCAACUACACCAACUACAACAACUACUACUACUACAACAACAACUUUACCAAGUGGUAUAUUGCAUCAACAUGCAACAAAUCCAACAAAAUCAUUUGCUCCUUCAAAGCCAAUUGCUCGUCCUCGCGUACUCAGCCGCCUGCAGGAAAAAAUUAAUUCGCUGGAAUGUGAAAUACAAAAUGUGCCCCAGGAUUCACAUUUGUGGCGUGGCAAUGAAACUCAUGAAUUACUGCUGCCAAUUGUUUCAUCGGAAAAUUGCAAAGGGGAAAGCAACUGUCAACCGUUAGCCGUUUCUUGGCAGGGCGAGGCUGAAAUACAAUACGGCGACAUUCUGAUUGUGGAAAUUAAUGAUGCCCUCCUCAACGGUCGAAACACUUCGAGGGCUCAUCCAAUUCAAGUUUAUCAGGUAACGCGGUCCGGACACGAGCACUGCGAUGCAACCGAGGGUAUCCUGUUGGAUAUCACACCGCUUGUAGUGGAUGGCAGAAAACUUGUGACACUUUACGAUAAGGACCUAACCGAGGGAGUCAACUUGCUAAUUGUUGUAUCUGAACUUUGGGCUGCGAAAUGUGUCCGACUUAAGGUGACCACAAAAACGGAAAAUUGUGGUGAGAGUGCUGAUUGCUCCGGCAAAGGUGUUUGUUAUUCGAGUCCGGCAAUAGAGGAGUAUGAAUGCCAAUGCUGUAGCGGUUUUGCUGGACCACAUUGCGAGGAAAUUGAUGCAUGUACACCGAGUCCCUGCACGAAUAAUGGCAUUUGUAUUGAUUUGUCACAAGGACAUGAAGGCAAUUCGUACCAGUGUUUAUGUCCUUACGGUUACACGGGUAAAAAUUGUCAAUACGAAUCGGAUCCCUGCAACCCUGCUGAAUGCAUGAAUGGCGGCAGUUGCGCGGGCAAUUCCACCCACUUCAGAUGCGAUUGCACGCCUGGUUAUACGGGCCCAUUGUGUCAGCACAGCCUCAAUGAAUGUGAAUCAUCGCCUUGUGUACAUGGCAUUUGUGUAGAUCAGGAGGAUGGAUUCCGCUGUUUCUGUCAGCCAGGUUUCGCUGGUGAAAUUUGCAAUUUCGAAUAUAAUGAAUGCGAAUCGAAUCCAUGUCAGAAUGGCGGCGAAUGCAUUGAUCACAUUGGGAGCUACGAGUGUCGCUGCACCAAAGGAUAUACAGGCAAGCGCUGUCAAAUAAAAGUGGAUUUUUGCGCCAGCAGACCAUGUCCCGAAGGACACCGCUGCAUCGAUCACGAAAAUGAUUUUAGUUGUGAAUGCCCAGGAGGACGAAAUGGGCCAGAUUGUAACCAAAUGCCAAGAACGCAAUGCAAUGUGAAUCCUUGUACAAACGGCGGCACUUGCUGGACCAGUGGUGAAUCCUUCUAUUGUGCAUGUCGUCCAGGUUACACUGGCACAAUGUGUGAAGAUGAGUUUGUGGUUGAGACUGUCGUCAGCUCUAGUGAAUUUAUGGUGGAUGAUGCCAGCGCCAGAAAUUUUAAUGACAAAACUUUUGGUUCAUCGAGUGUACUAAAGAGCCCCAUUGAGCUGCACAAUGCUUAUUUUGCGGCAGGAGUAUUGGCUGCAGCUAUUUUUAUUGUUUUCAUUGUGGUAACAAUUUGUCAUUGCAAAGUCAAUCAAACAUACCGUAAGUUCUCUACACGCACGACCACAUUCUUGCCCAUACUCGGUUUCGGUCGACGUCCAAAAACUCAAAAUAAACUUAAUAAACAUUGGCUUAGCGGUAAAGGACUUAACAGUGGUAAUCCCUUGCGUUCGUCAUCAAAGUCACGUGGUCACCUGCCAGCAUCAAACGCCGGCAAUCAGUGUACAACGGGCAGCACAUUACUGCACAACAAUCAGCAACCAACCGGAGCAAAUACUACCAGCACAGCUGGCCAACUUCCCGAACGCCCAUUCCAACGGCACUUAGCCAUGAACCUAGAGAACGAUAUGUACUACACAGUGGACUUCACUGAAAACUCACAGCAUUCGCCGUUAAUACAAUAGACAGCAACGGAGGCAGCUGGACAGCAGCUUUAAGUCAUGAGUGAAAGUUUAUUGGUGAUAUGGAGGAAAAUCUGAGCGCAUAGAAAAACGUAAAGGUUGGUUAGUAAAAUUUACAAAUAAAUAAAAAAUAGAAAUAUUAAAUCUAUUAUAUAUAGAUAUUAAAAUAUUAUCUACAAUAAACUAUUAUUAAUUAUCAGAGACAAUUUUUGGCAAGCAAAUUGACUUACCAGUAAAUUACCAGAACUAAUUCAAAAAAUUAAGAUAAAUAAAUAAUAAAUGAAAUUUUUACUUAACUAUUUAAUUAUUAAGUGAACCGCUUAUGUGUGAACUAACAAAAGCAGAGUUGUUACUAAACUCCAGAGACAGAGUUGUUGUAGGUCGAGAGCAUUUAGAUAAGAAGUGAAAAAUUUGAAAUUACAAAAAAAUUAAAAUUAAAAUAAAAAUAAAAAUAAAAAUAAU